Messenger RNA from Andrographis paniculata, 1812 nucleotides. RefSeq lists its product as uncharacterized. The record is from RefSeq and is a predicted model, not a curated record. Lineage: Eukaryota; Viridiplantae; Streptophyta; Magnoliopsida; Lamiales; Acanthaceae. Bases 1 to 1812 code for a protein of 603 amino acids. The transcript has a single exon.
AUGAAAAAGAAAUUUCUGGAGAAGUAUUUUCCGGCAUCGCGGGCGGCGACAUUACGCAAAGAAAUUUUCGGAAUCAAGCAACAACAAGGAGAGACGUUGCACGAAUACCUAGAGAGGUUCAACAGGCUUUGUGCGCGAUGCCCGCAACACCAAAUCACUAACCAACUUUUGCUCCAAUACUUUUAUGAAGGACUGGGCAUGCGAGACCGGAACAACAUUGAUGCCGCUAGCAAAGGAGCACUGGCGGAUAAAACCCCGAAAGGUGCAUGGGAGUUGAUCGCAAGGAUGGCAGAGAAUUCGCAACAAUUCGGAACAAGAGGAGUCGAAUAUUCGGAAGGUAACAAUUCUCUUCGACAACAAAUAUCUGAACUUACAAAAGUUGUUCAUCAAUUGGCUACAGCAAACACACGCCAUGUGAAAGCGUGUGGAAUUUGCACGAGUUCGGAGCAUCACACUGAUGCAUGCCCUACCCUGCAUGAAGACAGUCAUGCCGAUGUGAAGGCAGCAGGUUUCAACCAACCAAGACGCCCACAAUAUGAUCCCUAUUCAAACACCUACAACCCAGGGUGGAAGGAUCAUCCGAAUCUCAGGUAUGGAAAUUCACACCAUCAAGGGUUCCUGCCACAAGCACCUCCGCAACAAUUUGCCCAACCACCACCACCGCCUUCCAAAUCCAAUACUUCACUGGAGGAAAUGAUGAAGACCAUGGCCGCUAACACAAUCCAAUUCCAGCAAGAUACGAGGGCGAGCAUUCAAAAUCUUGAAUCUCGUGUGGAGCAAAUAGCGGCGGAUCUUCGUCAUGUUAAGGAAAGGGAGACGGGGAAAUGGCCAUCACAACCGGAAAGGAACCCAAAGAAUGUUAGUGCCAUGACUUUGCGAACCGGGAAGAUGGUGGGGACUCCGGAACCAAUCAUCCCGAAGGACAAAGACGAGAGCACGAUUGAAAAGGGAAUCAAGAAGGAAGAUGCAAAGAAAAAUGAGGUAAUUGAUAAAACUGUCACUAAAUUAAAUACUAAUCUUGCCCAUUUUCUGUCCAGGUUGGCAAAGCCGAUAAAGCCAAAAAGGGAUAAUGAGAUUUUUGAGAUUUUUCGAAAGGUCGAGCUCAAUAUACCCCUAUUGGACGCAAUCCACCAAAUUCCAAAGUAUGCAAAGUUCAUAAAGGAGUUGUGUACCAACAAACGGAAGUUGAAGGGCGAUGAAUGCAUCAUCGCAAGCAAAAAUGUGUCGGCCCUCCUCCAAAGAAAGAUUCCACCGAAGUGCGGAGACCUGGGUAUGUUCACAAUCCCAUGUAAAAUAGGGCAACUAGAAGUCAAGCAUGCUAUGUUAGAUUUGGGUGCGGCAAUUAAUGUCAUACCAAAAUCAAUCUAUAACUGUUUAAAUCUUGCACCGCUAAAGAAAACCGGGAUUAUUAUUCAACUUGCUAAUAGGACGCAUGCAUAUCCCGAAGGAAUUAUAGAGGAUGUCCUUGUCCAAGUCAAUGAAUUAAUUUUCCCACUUGACUUCUAUGUCUUAGAAAUGCAUGAUGAACAUUCGCCCAACCCAUCACCACUACUUUUAGGAAGGCCUUUUAUGUGUAUGGCGGAUACUAAGAUUGAUGUAAAGAAUGGAAUUUUGACGAUGGAAUUUGAUGGGGAAAAAAUUGAAUUCAAAAUUUUUGAUGCGAUUAAAUAUCCUCUAGAUCCUCACUCUGUUUUCUCGUUAGAUGUUAUUGAUCUUGAAGUGCAGGAUGCUUUUGAGUUGAGGGGUGACGAUGCACUCGAAGUGGUGCUCACGAACACUUGGAGGUUCAAAGCAUGCCUACUCGAGGAUUAA